GGGACUGCGCCGAAGGAGAGACGAGAACGCAUCGGAAGGAGGCGAGCGACGAGGGGCAGCAGCUGCCGAAUUGAUCCGUCGUUGUAUGUUUGUACCGCGCGCAUUGCGAGUCCGAGAUUUGAUUCUUGCGGCGACGGCAAUGGCAGCUACUCCUGAUGUUUUCCCUCUGAUAUUGGCGUACCUGCGCAAGCGGAAGCUCACCAAAUCUGUGAAAGCCUUGCUUGCUGAAACCAGCUUUAAAGAGUCUGGAUCUCCCGUAGAUGACGACUUGGAGUCAAUAUAUGCCAGCCAUUUGUCUACCAAGUCAGGUUCUAAGAAGAGAAAGACUCAAGAGGUUGUUAACGAACCUUUGGAGAAGCGAGUCAAGACAGUAGCGGCUGCUGCAGUGUCAUCUUCCUCGGAUGAGUCAAGUAGCGAUGAUGAAGAACCUGUAAAUACUCAAGCAAAGAAGGCAGUCAAACCAGUGUUAACUAAUGGAAGCUCCAAAGCUACCGUCCCGCCCCCAGCUGCCGUCAAGUCUGACGAUUCUUCAUCAGAUGACUCUGAUAGUGAGGAAGAAACCCCCGCUAAGAAGGCUGUGGUUGUUUCAGUUCCCGCCCCGAAGAAAGCGCCUGUAGAAUCCUCAUCAUCCGAAUCUGAAAGUGAGGACGAAAAGGCUGUGGGACUUGUUAAAAAAGCAGCGGUACCGCAAUCAGCAAAGAAAGUCUCUUCAGAUUCGUCUUCUUCUAGUGACGAAGAGAGCGAGGACGACAAGAAGGCAGCUGUGAAAGCAGGAGUUUCUGCGACUAAGGUUACGGCUCUGAAACAAAGCAAAGGUGCAGCUGAAGUUGAUUCUUCUGAUGAAGACUCCGACAGCAGUGAUGAUGAAACGGAGAAGAAACCCUCUGGAAAGGUAAAUGCCAAAGCUAGUCAGACUAAGAAAGAGAUUGCGAAGCCUAAAGCUGAGAAGGUGGAAGAAUCAUCUUCAUCUGAUGAUAGUGAAGAUGAGAUGGAGGUUGACGUUCCGUCUAAAUCAACUCCUGCAGCUCCUCUUGCUAAGAAGGGCGCGGCCUCCUCUUCAUCGUCUUCGAGUGAUGACAAUGCGGCCAAGAAGAAGCUUCCGGUGUCGAAAACCGAAGUAGUCUCUGCGAAGAAACAGCCAGCAGCCUCUGAUUCAUCUUCGACUGACGACAGCAGCGACGAGGAUACAACCAAAAAGAAAGUGGUUGUGGCAAAGGCUGCAGCAGUUCCUGCUAAGAAAAAACCUGCUGUAUCAGAUUCAUCUUCAAGUGACAGUAGCGAUGACGAGAAAUCGGAAACCCCUGUCAAAGCUGCGCCUGUUGCUUCUUCCAAGCGGAAAGACUCAUCGUCAAGCGAUGAUGACAGCGACGAUGAUGCGGAAAUACCACAAAAGAAACCAGUUUCGAAGGCUGUGAAACCUGUUGAGACAGUGAAGCCUAAAGCACAGGCUAAGCCUUCAGCCUCGUCAUCGGACGACAGUGAUGACGAUUCAAAGAAAAAGGCUGGAAAAGGUCUAACCAAGAAGGAAAUCAUCGCAGCGAAGAAGAAGGCGACGGUUCCUACUGCGAAGAAACCUUCUACUUCAUCGUCCUCGGAUGAAAGCAGUGAUGAGAGCGAUGACGAUUCUAAAGUGAAGAAAUCUGCACAAGUGAUCACCAAAAGCACGGUAGUUUCAGCUGCGAGCGGAGGGAAGGCUGUUCAAGCAAGCGCAACGAAAUCCGUCAAAGCCGCUUCAUCAUCGUCCUCGGAUGAUAGUGACAGUGAUGAUGAGCCGACCUCCAAUCAGAAGAAAUCUUCCACGCCAGCUGCUGUAGUUCAGAAGAAGACAGAUGCUUCUUCUUCCUCCGAUUCUUCAUCAAGUGACGAGGAGAGCCCCAAAAAACCUGUGACAGCCAAGGCACAAAAUAAAACUCCGGCUGCCAAACCUGCUGCAGUGGAGUCUGACUCCUCAGAUGACAGCAGUGAUGAAAGCGACGACGAGUCUUCGAAGAAAGCCAUAAAAGGCUCUAAUGUAGCAACACCGGUUGUUGCUGCCAGUGAAGAACCCGCAGGAAAGAAACGUAAGAGAGAUGUAGAGGAAAAACCGGAGAGUACUCCUGUCAAAGUAGCGGAUGGGAAGAUGGUCGCGAAGGAAACGGAAAACGGGGAUCCCAGGUCAGCCAAGAGGAAUGCCAAGAGGCAAAAGUUGGAAGCUGAACAGGGAACGCCGAAGUUCUUUCAGAAGAUUGACAUAAAUGAUGUUGAGUACGCUGAUCCAAGACUACAAGACAAUUCAUACUGGGCCAAGGAUGGAGCUGAGGAAGGCUGGGGUGCGAAGGCGCAAGAAGUUCUAGGGAAAGUCAGAGGAAAGGGUUUUCGACACGAAAAAACAAAGAAAAAGCGUGGAAGCUAUAAGGGUGGUGCCAUCACCAUGGCGACUCAUUCCAUCAAGUUUGCAAACUCUGACGAUGACAAUUAGAGGAGUGUGGGGAAUUCCGCACGUCAGUUUUGAUCCUGGAGAGCAUUAGUCUAUUAUCAGCGUAAUUCUUGGACCUGAUAAUACCUACGAAGUAUUGUGAAUGUCAAGGGUGAGGUGCCUGGAGUUGCUUUAGUUCAGAGCGUAUCUGAUGUGAAGUGAGCACGGACGAGUACAACUGUUCAGUUUGUUCAAGGAGUACUGUUAGCUGUUUCCAUUGGCUCGCUUAUUCUGGUAGUCCCGAGGUAAUACACCAUUCUUAUUGAGGUGCCUGUGAUUGAAGGUACCUUCGAUUUAACCUAGUGAGAACAUUGAAGCAGAUGCUGCUGAGAGAAUUUUGGGUCGAUGCUGAAAAUUUGGCAGUUGAUAGAAAUUUAGAAAGGUUUGUAUGUUCCGUAGUUUCAGUCUCGUAAGAUUUAGUUUAAAUUUCAGUGUAUCCCAGGUCUCGCAGGAAACGUAGGGCCUGGGCACAACUAUUGAAUAAAUGUUUUGCACAGUUCCUGACUUCA
Molecule: messenger RNA, 2964 nt
Organism: Marchantia polymorpha subsp. ruderalis
Lineage: Eukaryota; Viridiplantae; Streptophyta; Marchantiopsida; Marchantiales; Marchantiaceae
Source: the annotation of a GenBank genome assembly